This is a messenger RNA of Impatiens glandulifera, 609 nucleotides long. RefSeq names its product taxane 10-beta-hydroxylase-like. The transcript has a single exon. Bases 1 to 609 code for a protein of 202 amino acids. The record is from RefSeq and is a predicted model, not a curated record. Gene Ontology annotation, biological process: sterol metabolic process. Gene Ontology annotation, molecular function: oxidoreductase activity, acting on paired donors, with incorporation or reduction of molecular oxygen; iron ion binding; heme binding. NCBI's taxonomy places the organism in Eukaryota, Viridiplantae, Streptophyta, Magnoliopsida, Ericales, Balsaminaceae.
AUGGAAUUUGAUGACAUGAAGCUAUCUAAUCUACAUCCGAUGUCCACCGUUUUCCUAUCCCUUCUGUUGCCCUUUAUCUUGUUUCUCAUAAACAAUCAGCGUAAGAAAUGGACGACAUCACAUGAGAAUCGAGCAAAGGUACCACCUGGCUCUAUGGGCAUACCAGUGGUGGGGCAAAGCCUGACUCUCCUAUGGACGAUGAAAUCAAACACAGCCGACAAAUGGGUUUCCGAUAGAGUAAAAAAGUAUGGUCCCGUGUCCAAGCUAAGCCUGUUUGGAAAGCCGACUGUCCUUAUCCACGGCCAGGCCGCAAACAAGUUCGUAUUUGGCGGCAACAGUGAUCAGUUAGGGAACAGCCAGACAGAAUCGUUGAAAACACUAAUGGGGGAACAAAACAUUCUAGAACUGAGUGGGGAAGAUCAUAAACGGGUGAGGGGCGCACUUGUAUCGUUCUUGAAACCUGAGUGUUUGAAGGAGUAUGUUGGAAAGAUGGAUCAAGAACUCCAAACCCACCUUCAAUCCCAUUGGAGCCCCGCCGCGAAUACACAGAAAAGCAUCACGGUAAGUAAUUCUCCUCUCUGUUUAAUUCAUUCAUUCAUUCAUUCAUGA